AUGAUCGAGAAAGAAGAGAUGAUCGUAGAGGAGAAAGAAGAGAUGAUCGAGACAGCUACAGAAGAGAUGAUCGAGACAGCUACAGAAGAGAUGAUCGAGAUGGUUACAGGAGGGAUGAUCGUAGAGGCGGAUACGAUGAUCGUGACAGUUACAGAAGAGAUGAUCGAAGAGGUGGCUACGAUGAUCGUAGGGGAGAAAGAAGAGAUGAUCGCGAUAGGAGGGAUGAGAGACCAAGGAUGUCGUACGAUGAUCGAAGAAGUCGCUACGAUGAAAGAAGGGAUGAUCGAGACAGCUACAGGAGAGAUGAUCGAGAUGGUUACAGGAGAGAUGAUUACAGGCAGGAUGAUCGACGUGGGCCNAGAAGAGAUGAUCGAGACAGCUACAGAAGAGAUGAUCGAGAUGGUUACAGGAGGGAUGAUCGUAGAGGCGGAUACGAUGAUCGUGACAGUUACAGAAGAGAUGAUCGAAGAGGUGGCUACGAUGAUCGUAGGGGAGAAAGAAGAGAUGAUCGCGAUAGGAGGGAUGAGAGACCAAGGAUGUCGUACGAUGAUCGAAGAAGUCGCUACGAUGAAAGAAGGGAUGAUCGAGACAGCUACAGGAGAGAUGAUCGAGAUGGUUACAGGAGAGAUGAUUACAGGCAGGAUGAUCGACGUGGGCCUAGGCGAUACGACAGUGAGCCAAGUGAGGUGCUGA
Enterospora canceri is the source of this 693-nucleotide messenger RNA. Lineage: Eukaryota; Fungi; Microsporidia; Enterocytozoonidae. The record is from the annotation of a GenBank genome assembly.